Molecule: messenger RNA, 802 nt
Organism: Parasteatoda tepidariorum (common house spider)
Lineage: Eukaryota; Metazoa; Arthropoda; Arachnida; Araneae; Theridiidae
Product: zinc metalloproteinase nas-4-like
Biological process (GO): proteolysis
Molecular function (GO): metalloendopeptidase activity; zinc ion binding
Source: RefSeq, a predicted model, not a curated record
GAAAAUAUUUAUUUGAUGGACCAGAAGAAGAAGAUUACAUUGAUCCUAUCGAAAUUUCUGGGCAGUUUGAGGGAGAUAUUUUACUGAGAAGAAUGCAGGAAAGAAAUGCAAUUCGAAGUGAAGAUCUUAAAUGGCCGGAUGGACGAGUGCCUUACUCCAUACCUUUGUUUUAUGGAGUUAGGGGGCGCAUUAUGAUUGCCCUUGCUGUGAGUGAAUUUUCACGCAACACUUGCAUUCGAUUUGUACCAAGAACAAAUGAAACAGAUUACGUAGCUGUUUUCAGAGGAGGUGGAUGUUAUUCUAUGGUUGGGCGAAUGGGUGGAAAACAAGAACUGUCAUUGGCUAAUGCUUGUGAUCAAGUUGGAAUCGUCAUUCACGAAUUUAUGCAUGCCAUAGGCUUCUGGCAUGAACAAAGUAGAUUAGAUAGAGAUGACUAUGUGACUAUAAGAUGGGAAAAUAUUGCUUCUGGCACAGAAGGAAAUUUCCAAAAGUAUGACUCAUACAUUCAGCAAACGCUAGAUGAAGAAUAUGAUUAUUCAUCAGUCUUGCAUUACAGCAGAAGAGCAUUCAGUAAGAAUGGGAGAAAUACCAUAGAACCAAAGAAUAUAGUUGGGACUUUUAUGAUUGGACAAAGAUUCGGAUUCAGCCAAACUGAUGUGCGCAAAAUAAAUAAGCUCUAUAACUGUACAAACUAUUUGUAAAUUGAUAUGGAUAAGGGAAUUCAGAUGUUCGAUCUGACUCUUUGUAAAAAUGAAUAAGUUUGACUUUUUCUCGAAAAAUAUUCAAUUUUUAAAAUAAUACU